Molecule: messenger RNA, 627 nt
Organism: Diachasmimorpha longicaudata
Lineage: Eukaryota; Metazoa; Arthropoda; Insecta; Hymenoptera; Braconidae
Product: cuticle protein-like
Exons: 2
Coding region: 1-627 (208 amino acids)
Cellular component (GO): extracellular matrix
Source: RefSeq, a predicted model, not a curated record
AUGGCAUUCAAGUUCAUCGUCCUCGCGGCUUUCCUCGCCGUUGGAAGCGCUGGAGUCCUUCCAGCCUACCACGUGGAGCACUCAGCUCCACUUGUCUACGCCCAAGCACCCGUAGUCAAGGUUGAUGCUGAGUACGACGCCCACCCCGAGUACCAAUUCUCGUACGGUGUUCACGACUCAUUGACUGGCGAUGUUAAGUCUCAAGAGGAAUCCCGUGACGGUGACAAGGUUGAGGGUAGCUACAGUGUUGUUGAAGCCGACGGCAGCAAGAGGGUUGUUCACUACACCGCCGAUGACCACAAUGGAUUCAAUGCUGUGGUUGAGAAACAGCCAGCUGUUCACUCUGCUCACGUUGUGCAAGCUGCCCCUGUUGUUGCUGCUGCACCCGUUGUUAUUAAACCAGCCCCCGUUGUCGUGAAAUCUGCCCCGGUGUACCAUGCUGAACCUGCAUACAAAAUUGCAGCCCCUGUUGUUCACUCCUACAGUGCUCCAGUUGCCCAUGCCUACAGCGCUCCAGUUGCUCAUGCCUACAGCGCUCCAGUUGCUCAGGUCUACAGUGCUCCAGUUGCUCACGCCUACAGCGCUCCAGUUGCUCACGCCUACGCUCCAGCAGUCUACCACCACUAA